Messenger RNA from Aspergillus neoniger CBS 115656, 537 nucleotides. RefSeq lists its product as uncharacterized. Lineage: Eukaryota; Fungi; Ascomycota; Eurotiomycetes; Eurotiales; Aspergillaceae. The transcript is spliced from 4 exons. The coding region runs from base 87 to 383 and encodes 98 amino acids. The record is from RefSeq and is a predicted model, not a curated record.
GUCUGUGAGCGUACAGCUAAUAUUGGUAGGAAUUUGCGUGGGUGUCAAUUAAUGAGGCGCACCGGUCGACUAGCUUGGCGACGAGCAUGAAACGGCUCAGUUGGAUUACGUUCAUUUUUCUUCCCUUGACAUUUGCGUCGGUGAGCAUACCACCAUCCAUCGACAAGUCAAUUCUAACUGAACAGAGUUUAUUCGGCAUGAACGUGGAUAUCCUCAGCGACAACCCUUCAUGGCGCUGGUAUCCUCUCAUUGGAGGAGUUCUACUGCUAUUGACGGUGGCAGUAUGGCUGUCGAGCAAGUUUACGAAUAUUGAGCGAUGGGUAGAGGAUAAAGCGGAGCAGCUUAUCAACGGACGUCAGAAGAAAGAGACACUCGUGUGGUGAUACCCGUGUUAACUGGUUAAAAUUCACACCAAACACACUAAACAGUAAAGUCACGAGCAUGCACUCCCUGACGAGUCAGAAGGGCAGUCAACAGCGCGCGCACAUCAGUGAGGAUCUCAGAGGCGGUCGUCGGGACGGGAAGAGCGGCAGAUCC